AGCUCCACCCUCGACUACCCGGACUGGUUGUGCUCGCGCUGUUCAGGGUGAGCGAGUGUAAACUGCGGUCGGUGUGGGACGGGCGCACAGUACGGCGACUGGGCUCUGGACGGAAAGAUCCACGGAUGAAGAAAUGAUUCUGCACACAGCUCUGGGGAUUUUAAACACGACAGCUGACAGCUAAGCGUCACGUUGUUAUAUGACCGGUGUGAGAAGGACCCUGGAGAUAGAGGGUUUACGGUCCCCGCAGCUAACGCGCAAGUUGUUGUCAGUAUCGCAGAUCAGUGAGUGAGUGAGUGAGUGAGCGGGUUUGGGUUGGAAUUAGCUAGCUGAUACGCUAGCCUUAAACACUUUUAAAUUAAUUCCAGUUUGGAGAUAUUUUGUGUCAUGGCUGUGCGAGCGAGAGCUCUGUAUGACUUCAAUUCAGAAAACCCUGGGGAGAUAUCAGUGAAGGAGCACGAGAUUGUAACUCUGUACAGCGAGCAGGACAUUGAGGGCUGGCUGGAGGGAGCGAACAGCAGAGGGGAGAGGGGGCUUCUCCCUGCGUCCUACGUCGAGAUUUUGAGGAAUGACACUGUCUCAUCUUUUAACAACAACUCUCGAUAUUCCAACAUUCCCACUGUUGGUUCUGACUUCAGAAACCAGACUCAAGAGAGCUACAACACUGCACCAGCACCCAGCUUCACAGCCUACCCUGCUCUACCUCAACAACAACAUCAUCAUCAUCAUCCAGGGACCCCAGCCAGUGAUGAUGAUUGGGAUGAUGACUGGGACGAUCACUCGUCUGUAGCUGAUGAACCAGGGAUUGUUGGUGGAGGAUACAGGAAUUAUGAAGGAAACGGACCCUCAAGCUACAGCAUCUCCACAUCCUCCAUGCCUAGAGGUGCACAGCAAGCCAAAAGUUCAGCCACGGUCAGCAGAAAUCUGAACAGGUUCUCCACUUUUGUGAAGUCUGGCGGUGAGGCGUUUAUCCUGGGGGAAGCAUCCGGCUUUGUGAAGGAUGGAGAUAAAAUCUGCGUGGUGAUGGGUCAGUACGGUCCGGAGUGGCAGGAGAACCCGUACCCAUUCACUUGCACUAUUGAUGAUCCCACCAAGCAGACGAAAUUUAAAGGCAUGAAAAGUUACAUUUCCUACAAGCUGACGCCGACCCACACGCAGAGUCAGGUCAACAGGAGAUAUAAGCAUUUUGAUUGGCUCUACGCACGGUUGGUGGAGAAAUUUCCUGUCAUUUCAGUGCCGCACAUCCCUGAAAAACAAGCCACGGGUCGCUUUGAAGAAGACUUCAUUUCUAAAAGGAGAAGAGGGCUGAUAUGGUGGAUGAAUCAUAUGACCAGCCACCCUGUACUGGCCCGGUGUGAUGUUUUCCAGCACUUCCUCACCUGCUCCAGCACGGAUGAAAAGGCUUGGAAGCAAGGGAAGAGGAAAGCCGAGAAGGACGAAAUGGUCGGUGCCAAUUUCUUCCUCACCAUCAGCACUCCGGCAGCCCCUCUUGACCUGCAAGACGUUGAAAGCAGGAUUGAUGGAUUCAAGACCUUCUCCAAGAAAAUGGAUGACAGCGUGAUCCAAGUCAACGCCACGCUCAGCGAGUUUGCGAGGAAGCAGAUAGCUGGGUUCAAGAAAGAGUAUCAGAAAGUGGGACAGUCUUUUAAGUAUCUAAGUCAAGCAUUUGAGAUGGACCAGCAGUCAUACUCGGUCGGUUUGAACCAAGCAAUUGCGUACACAGGAGAAGCUUACGAAGCUAUUGGAGACUACUUUGUGGAGCAGCCUAAACAAGACGUGGAUCCUGUGAUGGAUUUGUUAGCCCUGUACCAAGGACACCUUACCAACUACCCUGAUAUCAUCCAUGUUCAGAAAGGUGCUCUGACGAAGGUGAAGGACAGCCAGAAGCACGUAGAGGAAGGGAAGAUGGAAAGCCUGCAUGCAGAUGGCAUCAGGGAACGCUGCAACAUCAUCUCUUUCGCCACGCUGGCUGAGAUCCAGCACUUCCACCAGACUCGAGUGCGGGACUUCAAGUCCCAGAUGCAGCAUUACCUACAGCAGCAGAUCAGCUUCUUCCAGAAGAUCACAGGCAAGCUGGAGGAGGCGCUUCAGAAGUAUGACAAUGCCUAAAUGAAACAUGUUUGAAUUGGACUGACAGAGCUUCACCUUCCCCGGCAGAGAGCCAGGUGAGGGUUAGCCAGCCCCUAGCAAUAUGUGACACACCAAGAGUCUAAAAUUUAUGAAAUAUAUCCCCAUACAAUGAAUGUCCAUUAGAAGGAACUGAAAAUUGUUUGGGGACAGUAUAUAGUGAGAUGGCGAUUAAAAAAACAAACAUCUGGUUUGGACUAUGUGUUUUCCUAUGUAAAAACUGAUGAGGAGGAAAGAGACACGCAGGACAUAGUCACAGAGAACAUGGAAUGUCUUUGAUCCUGCUACUAAUGUCAUAUUUUAAACAGUGUUCUUCACACAGAUGAAUGAAAUAUUGAUAUGACUCGAGGAGCUCGUGUGGCUCCUCUCUGCCACCUUUUAAACACUCGAGACCUUCUUAGCCAUUCUUAGAUGUUUACAGACCUUACAGAGCCGCUGUCAUCACUGUUGUGCCUUUCGAUCUCGUCUUGUUGGUAUUUUUAUAAUUUCUUAAAAAGAACUAUAUAUUAUUCUUAUUCUGAGAUUGGUUUUACAAGGCUUAAUUUUAUUAUCUUAAUUAUCUUAUCUUAAAAGUCACUCCUGCUUAAAAUGGCAGGGAGAAGGAGUAGCUGGCUCAUGUUUUGAGAUAAGCGUGGGAGGAGUUGGUCACAAUGGCCUAAUUUGGUAUCCCAUCUGAUUUAUUCUCCCUGCUCCCCAUGAUAUUCUGGGUCCAAUGCAGAACAGAAUGUGCAAUUGAGGGAAAACGGUAGUCGCUGUCAGAUCACCUGUCGUUACUCUGAGACAACUGAACAGGCACCUAAAAAAAAAAAAUAAAAAAAAAUGAUGUUGUAAACAGGAAGCACAGCACUCUCAGGAUAACAAGAGUUAAUUUUGGACACUUCAGCCUACCACUUUUUUGGCUAAUGACAUUUCUCAAAACUAACAGUCCUCAGAGAAUCCAGUUUAUUUUCUACUACAGAUUUAUACUUAUGAACCAAACCUAGAUGUGCUGAAAUGUUAAAGAAGAUUUCAAAUAAAUUGUUCACAUAA
Messenger RNA from Megalobrama amblycephala (Wuchang bream), 3156 nucleotides. RefSeq names its product sorting nexin 18a (gene snx18a). Gene Ontology annotation, molecular function: protein binding; phosphatidylinositol binding. Lineage: Eukaryota; Metazoa; Chordata; Actinopteri; Cypriniformes; Xenocyprididae. Gene Ontology annotation, biological process: cleavage furrow formation; protein transport; plasma membrane tubulation. The transcript has 2 exons. Gene Ontology annotation, cellular component: plasma membrane; cytoplasmic vesicle. Bases 388 to 2109 code for a protein of 573 amino acids. The record is from RefSeq and is a predicted model, not a curated record.